AUGCGUGCAGCCGCCGGAGGUGCCCCGCAGCGGCGUGCGGGGGGUAUCCGCGUCCGUGCCCCACUGGUAGAGUCUGUCUCCUGCUAUUGCAGGGUGGAUGGAGGUCUUAAAACAGUUGUAAGUGCUAGGAAGUUUGUCCCUGGUGCAAAGCUGUGCAUGCAACCUGAUAUCAUACCAAACAAGCGCAAAUCAAGGAGCUCACGCAAGGAGAGGUCUCAAACUCAGUCACCACUGCUGCCUGGGCUUCCUGAUGAACUGGCUAUUUCCUGUCUCAUGCGGGCUGCUCGGGUCGAGCACCCAAAUAUGCGGUUAGUCUGUAAACGGUGGAACCGUCUUUUAUCUGGAAAUUAUUAUUACUCCUUGCGUAAGAAAUUUGGCAUGGCAGAAGAAUGGAUUUACGUCUUCAAAAGGGACCGUGAUCAGAAGCUAUCUUGGUAUGCCUUUGAUCCUGUAAACCAGCUCUGGAAGUCAUUGCCUCCAGUUCCACCAGAGUAUUCUGAAGCUGUUGGAUUUGGUAGUGCUGUUCUCAACGGAUGCUAUCUGUACUUAUUUGGUGGCAAAGAUCCAGUACAUGGGUCUAUGAGGCGUGUUGUAUUUUACAAUGCUCGGAUAAACAAAUGGCUUCGAGCUCCAGAUAUGCUGCAAAAACGGCACUUCUUUGGUUCUUGUGUCAUAAACAACUGUCUUUAUGUUGCUGGUGGGGAGUGUGUAGGGAUACAGAGAACUCUAAGGUCUGCCGAGGUAUAUGAUCCGAACAGGAAUAGAUGGUCUAGCAUUGCUGAAAUGAGCACAGGAAUGGUGCCCUCCAUUGGAGUAGUACAUGAUGGCAAGUGGUUCCUAAAAGGUCUCAAUUCUCAUCGCCAGGUUGUGAGUGAGGUCUAUCUUCCAGCAUCUAAAAUGUGGUCAGACACCGGUAAUGAAAUGAUCAUGGGCUGGCGGAAUCCAAGCAUUUCCCUCGAUGGGCGUCUUUAUUCUGCUGAUUGUCGUGAUGGCUGUAAGCUUCGAGUUUAUAAUAGAGAGAUGGGAUCAUGGACAAGGUUCAUUGACACCAGACACCAUAUGGGAAGCUCACGGUCUCUUGAAGCCGCAGCCUUUGUCUCCCUUAAUGGAAAGAUAUGCAUCAUCCGUAACAAUAUGAGUAUCACUAUUAUUGAUAUAUCAGACCCAACAACAGUAACUGAGGUUGACAGUGCGCGCAUGUGGGAGGCUUUUGCUCGAAAGGGGCAGCACAGGUCUUUCAUGGCAAACCUAUGGUCGACCAUCACAGGUCGUAAUCUGAAGACAGACAUUAUGCAUUGUCAGGUGCUCCAAGUUUGA
Miscanthus lutarioriparius is the source of this 1317-nucleotide messenger RNA. Lineage: Eukaryota; Viridiplantae; Streptophyta; Magnoliopsida; Poales; Poaceae. The record is from the annotation of a GenBank genome assembly.